This is a messenger RNA of Olea europaea var. sylvestris, 2528 nucleotides long. RefSeq lists its product as uncharacterized. The annotation marks the transcript as partial. NCBI's taxonomy places the organism in Eukaryota, Viridiplantae, Streptophyta, Magnoliopsida, Lamiales, Oleaceae. The transcript is spliced from 2 exons. The record is from RefSeq and is a predicted model, not a curated record.
AAAAAAAAAGAUUUAAGGUUAAAAAAGCUUGAAAACAGCAGCACAAUAGCUAAUGCCACAGUAAACUGGGGUGUGCUGUGGGGUAACGGUAAUCGAUGAGGGUAACGUUUGUGGAUUCGCAACUGAAGUAAAUAUGCAUUCGCUGUGGUGGUUUUUUCUUUAAUUGGCUUGAGGAAAAGCCAGAGAGAGAGAGAGAGAGAAAUAAAGCGCAUAGCUCCUAUCAGUAUCAGGUGUUUGAAGAAAGGCGUUGGGGGUCUUCUUCCAUUGAUAUAUGCCAUGUCGAGACCCUCUGAAGCAUUUCUUCGAACAGUUUGUUGUCAUAUUGAUUGAUUUUACACAGUAGAAGGGAAAAAAGGGCUUUGAUGCAUAUCUCACUUUGGAAGCCAUUAUCUCACUGCGCUUCUCUAAUCUUGGACAAAAAGAGCAGAAAAAAAGAUGAUUCUGACCAUUCAACAGAAGAAAUCAAGAGAAACCCUUCAAUUCUGCGGAAAUUGCGAGAGCAUAAGCUCAAAGAGGCUCUCGAGGAAGCAUCUGAAAAUGGGUCUCUUGUUAAAUCCCAAAACAUGGCUUCUGAUUCCAUGGUCAAUCAAGAUGAGGGUUUGGCCCGAUCGAGAUCACUUGAUCGGCUAAAUGCACAGGCAGAGUUUCUUAGAGCCACUGCCCUUGCGGCUGAGCGUACAUUCAGUUCUGGGGACUCCAUUCCUGAGCUUGGCGAGGCGUUCUCAAAGUUCCUCACGAUGUACCCGAAGUAUCAGUCGUCAGAGAGGAUUGAUCAGCUGAGGGGAGAGGAGUACUCGCAUCUCUCUGGUGCCAAUUCAAAGGUAUGUCUCGACUAUUGUGGAUUUGGAUUGUUUUCAUUGCUACAAACUGUUCAUUACUGGGAAUCGUCCACAUUUAGCUUGUCUGAGAUUACUGCAAAUUUGGGAAAUCACGCUCUAUAUGGGGGAGCUGAGAAAGGUACCAUUGAACAUGAUAUAAAGAUGAGAAUAAUGGACUAUUUGAAUAUCCCUGAGAAUGAGUAUGGCCUUGUAUUUACCGUGAGUCGUGGCUCGGCCUUUAAACUUUUAGCUGAAUCAUAUCCAUUUCAAACAAACAAAAGGUUGUUGACCAUGUUUGAUCAUGAAAGUCAGUCUGUGAAUUGGAUGGCUCAGAGUGCUAGAGAGAAAGGUGCCAAAGUUAAUAGUGCGUGGUUUAAAUGGCCUUCUCUCAAGCUCUGUUCAACUGAUCUUAGGAAGCAAAUUUUGAACAAACGGAAGAGGAAGAAAGAUUCCGCUGUCGGCCUUUUCGUUUUUCCUGUGCAGUCUAGAGUUUCUGGUGCGAAGUACUCGUAUCAAUGGAUGGCCCUGGCUCAACAGAAAAAAUGGCAUGUUUUGCUUGAUGCUGGGUCAUUGGGCCCAAAGGACAUGGAUUCCCUUGGAUUAUCUUUAUUUCGACCAGAUUUCAUCAUCACUUCGUUCUACAGAGUGUUUGGCUAUGACCCAACUGGAUUUGGAUGUCUUUUAAUCAAGAAAUCUGUGAUGUCAAGCCUUCAGAAUCAGUCUGGACGUACCGGGUCGGGUAUAGUGAAAAUUACACCCAUGUUUCCUCUGUACUUGAGUGAUUCAAUGGAUAAUUUUCCUGGAUUUGUUGAGGAUGAAGAAGUCAGUGGGAUUGAAGUUAACUCGGAAACUCGUCCUGGAUCUCAGUUGCCUGCCUUUUCUGGUGUGUUUACAUCUGCACAGGUGAGGGAUGUAAUUGGAAGUGAAAUGGAACAUGAUAACAAUUCUGAUAGGGAUGGGGCGAGCACUGUAUUUGAGGACACUGAGAGUAUUUCUGUUGGGGAGGUGAUGAAAAGCCCUGUAUUUAGUGAAGAUGAAUCGUCGGAUAACUCACUGUGGAUUGAUUUAGGUCAGAGUCCACUGGGUUCAGAUAAAGCUGGUCAUGCAAGCAAACUCAAUGUGGCCUCUCCAUCGCCACCAAUUUGGUUUGCUGGCAGAAAAACUCGUCAGCAAAUUUCUCCGGAAGCAUUAAAGACAUCAAGUAGACCGAUGUUUGAAAAGGAAUUGAAUCCAGGACAUGAUGAAGACCACCAUGCAUUAUCAUUUGAUGCAGCUGUUCGAUCAGCGUCUCAAGAAUUGGACAAUUUCAAGGAGAUUCCCGAAGAAGAACAUAUUACUGAAAGAAAUGAGGUUUUGAGAGAAUGUAGAACUCCAGUGUAUCAUCAUCUUCAGGAAAUUGAAGAAGAACCCGAUACUAACAAUCCACUUAAUUCUGCUGUGAAAGGAUACGGUCCCAACAACUUUUCUUCUGCUUCUAGUCAUAGAAACAGGCAGAAUGGCUCAGCUUCUGAGAUAUUCCGUGAAACGAAGGAAAGUGCAAUAAGAAGAGAGACGGAAGGUGAGUUUAGGUUGCUAGAAAGGAGAGAAAAAGGUAGAAUUCCUGGUGGUAGAUUUUUUGGCAUAGAAGAGACAGAGCAGCUUGGAAGCAGGGAAAGAAGGGUAUCCUUCAGCACAGAAGACCAUCACAGAGCUCGCCUAAGCCAAACUCUG